Zingiber officinale is the source of this 3287-nucleotide messenger RNA. RefSeq names its product AP-3 complex subunit delta-like. Gene Ontology annotation, cellular component: membrane coat; endosome membrane; AP-3 adaptor complex. The transcript is spliced from 2 exons. Gene Ontology annotation, biological process: protein targeting to vacuole; Golgi to vacuole transport. Lineage: Eukaryota; Viridiplantae; Streptophyta; Magnoliopsida; Zingiberales; Zingiberaceae. The record is from RefSeq and is a predicted model, not a curated record. The coding region runs from base 112 to 2985 and encodes 957 amino acids.
AAAAAGAAAGAAAAAGAAAACUGGCAAAUUUUCCCGCAGGAUCAGAUCUAUCGGCCGGAACGCCGCAGUGAGGCCCCAAAUUCCAAACCCAUUGCUUUCUCCGCCGCCUCCAUGGCCGCAACGGCCGCCAUCACCACCACCUCCUCUCCUUCCUUGGUCGAUACCCUGUUCCAGCGAUCCCUCGACGACGUCAUACGAGCCCUCCGCUCUUCCCCCUCUUCUGCCUCCGAGGAGACGGUUAUAUCCCGCGCCCUCGACGAGAUCCGCCGAGAGAUCCGCUCGCCGGACCUUGACACCAAAUCGGUAUCCCUCCAGAAGCUCACCUACCUGUCCUCCUUGCACCACCUUGACCUCUCCUGGGCCGCUUUUCAUGCCCUCGAGCUCCUCCCCUCUCCUUCCCUCCCUCACGCUCGCAUCGGCUACCUCGCCGCCUCCCUCUCCUUCCAUCCAUCCUCCACCGAACUCCUUCCCCUUGCCACCCACCAGCUCCGCAAACACUUCGCCCCCUCCCCCGCCAACCCCCCAGCGCUAGCCGCCUCCGCCCUCCACCUCCUCGCCCUUGCCUCAUCGCCUGACCUCGGUCGCCACCUUGCAUCCGACCUCCUUCCGCUACUCUCCUCCCAGUCCGCCGCCUCCAGUUCCCUCCGAGCCAAGGCCGUGGCCACUGCCCUCCGCACCCUGGCCGUCUGCCCCGACGUCGCCCCCGUUCUUUUCAAGCCCCUUGUAGAUUGCCUCUCGUCCUCAGAUCCCCGGACUGUCUCGGCUGCUGUCGGUGCCUUCUGCGAACUCGCCCUAGCGGCUCCUGACCCCUUUCCUUACCUUCCCCUUGCCCCCGAGUUCUACCGCCUCCUUGUCGACUCCCGCAACAACUGGGUCCUCAUCAAGGUGCUCAAGAUCUUUGCUCGUCUUGCACCCCUCGAACCCCGUCUAGCCUCCCGCAUUCUCGAUCCAAUUUGCCAGCUUCUUCGCCGCUCACAUGCCAAAUCACUCGUUUUUGAGUGCAUACGUACCAUCCUCUCCAGCCUCACGGACCAUGAAGAAGCUGUGCGGCUGGCCGUGGAUAAAGUGAAAGAGUUCUUGUCAUCUGACGAUGAUCCUAAUCUUCGGUACCUCGGCCUUCGAGCCCUGUCUAUGCUCGAAUCAGCUCAUCCGUGGGUGGUGGAGGAAAGUAGGGAAGCAGUGAUAAAAUCGCUGAGUGAUCCUGAUACUAACAUUCGGGUUGAGUCAUUGCACCUCAUUGUGGGAAUGCUGUGCGAGAGCAAUGUUGUGGAGAUCUGCAAUCUGUUGAACAAAUAUGCUAUGAAGUCCGACCCAGAGUUUGCAAAUGAGAUUAUAGGUGCGAUGCUUGUGACCUGUGGGAAAAAUUUGUAUGAGUUGAUUUUGGACUUCGAUUGGUAUGUUGCUCUCCUUGGGGAGAUGGUGAGGAACCCACAUUGUGCCAAAGGGGAAGAGAUUGAGAGGCAGCUUGUGGAUAUUGGAUUGAGGGUAAGAGAUGCAAGGCCAGAGCUUGUCCGUGUGGCUCGUGACCUUUUGAUCGAUCCUGCGCUUCUUGGAAACCCUUUUCUCUUUAGGGUGCUGUCUGCUUCUGCUUGGGUUUCCGGUGAAUAUGUUGAGUUUUCUAGGAACCCUGUAGAGCUAGUGGAGGCACUGCUGCAACCAAGGAUUAAUCUCCUGCCAUCGUUGAUAAGAGCUGUUUAUAUCCAAUCUGUAUUUAAGGUCAUGUCGUUCUGUUUUAUUUCCUUCAUUGAGCAAAUACAAGCUGUUGAAUUGUUAUCCGUCGGAGGCUCAACUCAAAGAUCAGAGAAGAAUGACGAACAAUCUGAUACUGUUCCCCUUAAAACUACUGAAAGUAAUGUUUCUGAGGGUGAUCAUGGUGAUACAACUGCUGAUACUGUUCUCCUCUUAGAUUUAAUUGAUAAGAAGACAAAUUUCACACGUGAAUCUAUUUCCGAUUUGAUGAAUUUGAUAGAGACUGCAGUGGCACCAUUGUCAGAGUGUGAGGAAGUGGAGGUUCAAGAACGAGCUAGGAAUGUUCUGGGACUGCUAUUCACUCUAAGAGAAACUCAGUUUUGGAAUAUUGAAGCGGCGCAUGAACUAAAAAGUGAUAAAGAGCUCAGUGAAAUUAUAGAACUUCUGGAAGCAGCGUUUUCUGAAGAGUUAGGUCCAGUAUCUGCAAAUGCUCAGAAGAGAGUAUCCGUGCCAGAGGGUCUGAAUCUUAAUGCAAAUCUUUCUGAUCUUUCAAAAAUUUUGACUGACUAUGAUCUCACUCCAAGCGCUUCAAUAUCAUUUUCUCUUCAGAGUUAUAAUCCACAGGAGACUAAGGAGGAUUCUGUACUUGCAGUUGAGCCUAGUUCCUUGCUUGCUGAACAUCGUAAACGCCAUGGGUUAUACUAUCUUUCCACUCAGAGAGAUGGUGAUGAAUUGAAUGAUUAUCCACGUGCUAAUGAACCUCUUUUGCCCGUCGAUCAUGGGGAUGCCACUGAAGAUCUUGUGAAGCUUACCACCCCAUCACUUGUUCCAAGAAAAUCAAAGCCCACAAAACCACGACCUGUGGUGAUAAGGUUGGAUGAAGGAGAUGGCACCUCAACUUCUCAUUUGACUACAGUGAAGAAAUCUGACAACUUGUUAUCUGAGGCAAUCAGAGGGGUUCUUUUAGAAAAUGAAAGUCAGCCAUCGUUAUCUGGAAAACUAGAUACAUCUUCUAAAAGAAGAGAGAAUGAUGCAUCUGAUAAUAGUGAGUUAAUUUCUCAGCAAAUUGAAAGUGUGACUUUAGAACAUGGAAACUCGAGUUCUAGGAAGAGUAGACAACACAGAACCCAUAAGGAAAGAUAUGAGAGUCAUUUCAAGAAUGAGGAUAUUGAGAAGAGUUCUAGACACUCCAUAAAGAGCAGCCGCCAACACAGGAGACAUAAACAUAGACAGAGAGGGGAUGUUACGGCAGACAUUGUUCCACAAACACCAGCAAUCCAAGAUUUUCUUUUGUGAUUGUUGUUUGCCUACUCUAAUUUGGCUGUCUGGUUUCUCCUAAAGGCUCAGCAUUUUUCACCAUAUCAGCAGGCGUGCAGAGUUAGUUUUUUUUUUCCUUCUCUGAUCGUGUUUAAAUUUAAGUAAUGUCUUCAGUAAAAAUUUCCAUAGGACAAACUGUGUCAGCAUACAACAAUUACAAUUCAGUUUAUUUGAGGAGAGAACAAGUCGAUCCUUUUUAGAUUUCUUGCUGUAUCAUGUUUGAUGGACUUUCCUUUGUGGAUAUUGAUUUUUUGCAAGUAUAGAAAUCUGCCGAUUUCUAA